CACAAAGCUUCUCAUCAACUGUGUUUUCCUCUCAUCAUCUCCCCAGUAGCUAUACACACAUUAAUUAUUUGAAGAUAACAACCUUAAUUUUCUCUUCUAUCUUGUUCUUGUCUGAGAGAUCAGAGUAACAGAAAUGGAGGGGAAAACAGGUUGUCUGGGGAAUUUCUUCCAGAAGGCAAAGCCAUACAUAGCCAUGAUCUCCUUGCAAUUUGGGUAUGCUGGAAUGAACAUAAUUACCAAAGUGUCCCUCAACCGGGGCAUGAGCCAUUAUGUUUUGGUUGUCUACAGACAUGCCUUUGCCACUGCUGCCAUUGCCCCCUUUGCUCUUUUUCUUGAAAGGAAAGUGAGGCCUAAGAUAACAUUCACAAUUUUCUUGCAAAUAUUCGUUUUGGGUCUUCUAGGGCCGGUGAUUGAUCAGAACUUCUACUAUGCCGGGCUGAAAUUCACAUCCCCAACUUUCUCGUGUGCCAUGAGCAACAUGCUCCCCGCAAUGACGUUUGUCAUGGCUGUCCUUUGCAGGAUGGAGAAGGUGGACAUAAAGAGAGUGAGGUGCCAAGCAAAAGUGGUGGGGACUAUAGUGACAGUGGGGGGAGCCAUGCUUAUGACAUUGUACAAAGGGCAUGCAGUGAAUUUGUUGUGGUCAAACUUCAUCCACCCUAACAAAUCCAAUGUUCUCCAAACAUCAUCUGCAGAUUCUGACAAGGAUUGGCUCAAAGGCUCCAUUCUUCUCAUCUUUGCCACUCUUGCCUGGGCCUCUUUCUUCAUCAUCCAGGCUAUUACACUUAGGAAAUAUACAGCUCAACUUUCCCUCACAGCUUUGGUCUGUUUCAUGGGGACUCUGCAGUCAAUUGCAGUGACCUUUGCAAUGGAGCAUAGGGCCUCAGUUUGGAGCAUUGGCUGGGACAUGAACCUUCUUGCUGCUGCAUAUGCUGGGAUUGUGUCAUCAAGCAUUGCUUACUAUGUUCAAGGGAUAGUGAUGCAGAAGAGGGGGCCUGUUUUUGUGACAGCUUUUAGUCCUUUGAUGAUGAUCAUUGUUGCUAUCAUGGGAUCUUUCAUUCUUGCUGAGAAAAUCUAUGUUGGAGGUAUAAUGGGUGCUGUGUUGAUUGUCUUUGGACUGUACGCUGUACUGUGGGGAAAGUACAAGGAAUACAAGGAGAAAGAAAUGAUUGAAGCCAUUGCAGAACCAGUGAAAGACCAGAAUAGGAUGAUGAUGAUGGUGGUGGUAGAAGAAGAUUGUGAUGUUGAUAUAGAAAUGCAGAAAACUGAGGCAAAUAACAGAGCCGCCGCCGGCGAUGCUCCGGCACCGGCAUCGGCGUCAGCCAUUACUGCUCCGGCAGCCUCCUAAGCUUUGAAUUAACUGUUCUUAGGAAAAAUAAAUUAGAAAGCAGCUAAGGGAAAGGCGAAGGGCAUUUUCGUUCUUUUGACUUUCACUUUUUUUUUUUUUUUUUUUCUAUGGCAUAUCACAAGGAGGUGGAUUGUAACUUUUAGUUUAACUUAAUGUUUCUUGAAAAAAAAAUUAUGGAAGAAAAAAAGUAUUACUCGUUA
Molecule: messenger RNA, 1545 nt
Organism: Ipomoea triloba (trilobed morning glory)
Lineage: Eukaryota; Viridiplantae; Streptophyta; Magnoliopsida; Solanales; Convolvulaceae
Product: WAT1-related protein At5g07050-like
Exons: 7
Coding region: 134-1345 (403 amino acids)
Cellular component (GO): plasma membrane
Molecular function (GO): transmembrane transporter activity
Source: RefSeq, a predicted model, not a curated record